Lycium barbarum (goji berry) is the source of this 2275-nucleotide messenger RNA. Its product is annotated as protein EDS1L-like. NCBI's taxonomy places the organism in Eukaryota, Viridiplantae, Streptophyta, Magnoliopsida, Solanales, Solanaceae. Bases 226 to 2049 code for a protein of 607 amino acids. The record is from RefSeq and is a predicted model, not a curated record. Gene Ontology annotation, biological process: lipid metabolic process; defense response. The transcript is spliced from 3 exons.
UUUCCUUGAUUGCCACUGUCUCUCUUCCAAUAGACUUUCCACAACCAAUAGUCAAGCAAAGCAAAGACACCAAAGUCAAUGCCUCAUUUCCAAUCAUCACAAGCUUAAAUACCCAUUAUUUUCCCUUAGCUUCAUCCCAUCCUCACCACAAUCAUCAAUCUUUCUUCAAGAUUCUUGAAAACUAAACAGUAAAGUUGCAAUCUUUGAGCAGCUGAGGUAGCAAAAAUGGUGAGACUUGCAGAGGGUAUAGAAGUCAAAGAUGAGCUGAUCAAGAAAGCUUGUAACUUAGCCACGGAAGCUCACAAUUUGUCUUCUGGGAAGCCUUAUAUUUACAAGAAAAAAAGUGGGUCGAUGGAGGCUGUUUUUGGUUUUGCUGGAACCUGGUCUCCUGAUGGUUGGUACAGUAGCACUUCUUUUGGAGAGACAAAGAUUAACCGCACUCUGUAUCCAUCUUUGAGAAAUGUUGGUACAGAUGAGGUAGCUAUGGUGAAUAAAGCAUUUUACAGCAGAUUUGAAGACAUAUUGAACAAAUCUUCACUUAAAAAUGAGGUGGAGAAAGCAAUGUCAGAUGGAAAACAGAUAGUGUUUGCAGGCCAUUCGUCCGGUGGCCCUAUAGCUAUUUUGGCAGCCCUCUGGUGUCUGGAAUAUUGCCGCACAAGACCAAAUGACAACCUAGUUUAUCCAUACUGUAUGACUUUUGGAUCCCCUCUUGUUGGUGACAGAAUAUGGUCUCAUGCCCUCAAGCGCGAAAAUUGGGCUCGUUACUUCAUGCAUUUUGUCAUGAAGUAUGACGUUGUCCCCCGUAUGAUGCUUGCUCCCCUUUCAUCAAUUCAAGAAUUGGUUCAAGAAAUCUUUGCCUUCAUCAAUCCGAAAUCCCAGUCUUAUCAGCACGAGGCUUUUGUAAGAUCGAGUAAUGCAUCGAAUUUCUUUAUGACUGUAAUGAGAAGUGCAUCUUCUGUUGCAAGCUAUGUUGCAUGUAAUCUGCAGGGAUGUACAAACUUGCUGUUAGAAACUGUUUCAAACAUUGUUCAACUCAGCCCUUACAGACCAUUUGGAACUUACAUCUUCUGCACUGGAAACGGGAAACUGGUGGUAAUUGAGAAUCCAGAUGCUGUUCUGCAGCUACUGUUCUAUUCCUCUCAAAUGAGUUCUGAAGCAGAAGCUGCAGCAGUCAUUGCCAGAAGCUUAAACGAACAUCUGUUAUACAGAAACGAAAUGCAGGACAGCUUAGAGAUGCAAGAUGUGGUUUAUCUCAAUAAUCUUACUGAUAUUCCUUUGUCUUCAAAUGUCAUUCCAAGUGAUGAAAUUUUAGCUAUGAAUUCAGCCCUGAAUGACCUUGGCUUGAGUACAAGAGCAAGGUUGUGUCUUCGUGCAGCAGGAGAGUGGGAGAAGCAGAAAAAGAAGAACGAGGAAAAGAUUGAUCUGAAUAAGAAGAGCAUCAAGGAAGGAUUAAGCAAGAUACAGGAGUACCAGACCAAGUGUGAUAUCCAUAAAGUUGGGUAUUAUGAUGCAUUCAAGCUUCAAGAAAACAUUGAUGACUUCAAUGCUAAUGUGAAAAGACUUGAGCUAGCUGGAAUAUGGGAUGAGAUCAUUGAAAUGUUGAAAAGGUAUGAACUCCCAGAUAGCUUCGAGGGAAGAAAGGAGUGGAUACAACUAGGGACACAGUUUCGCAGGCAAGUUGAGCCCUUGGAUAUUGCAAACUAUUACAGGCACCUGAAGAAUGAAGAUACUGGACCUUACAUGAUUAGGGCUAGGCCUAAGCGUUAUCGGUUCACACAGAGAUGGUUAGAGCAUGCUGACGGAGUGCAAACAGAUGCGCGUUCCGAGAGUUGUUUUUGGGCAGAAGUGGAGGAACUAAGAAACAAGCCGCCAUUCACAGAGGUGCAAAACAGGGUUUUGAGUUUAGAAACAAAGGCGUGGGGCUGGUUCCAGAGUGGCCUUUUGCGAAAUGAUGUUUUCUUCCCCGAGUCUACCUUUACCAAAUGGUGGAAAACACUCCCUGAUCAGCACAGACAGGCAUCUUGGAUAUCGAGUCAAAUAAAUUCUUAGCUCCUUGCGCUCUAAUACUUUGAUAAUGAUGGUAUCCCGGCCAGCUUGCAGAUUCCUCAAAUAUUCCACCACGUAUACUCCGAUGCCCUAAUAAGAGCAGCCACAUGGUAUUUGCCUAAGAUAAUUAAAAAAAAAAAGGAUAGACUGGCAGGUCCACAUUACUUCAAUGAGAGCAACCCAAUGUAUCUAGCUAAAAUAAUUGAAGAUGUUUCAAUUUUCCUAGGAA